AGCGUCGGUGUUUUUCAGCGGAGAAAGAGAGAGACUGAAGAAAAGAGAAGGAGAAGAGAAGCUCCAGAUCCUCCACGUUGUUUCUUUACUGGAGGAAAACGCGCAGAAGAAGAGCAAGAAGAAGAAAAGAAGUAAAAAAAAAAAAGAAAAGAAGAAGAAAAAAGAAAAGAAGGAAGAAAGAAGUUUAUGGACAGAAAACAAGAUGUGUGUCUUCCUGUCUGUCUCUCAGGAUGUCAACAGAGUGUGUCGUCGCUCGUAGUUGGACCUGCGGCUCCUCCGGUGGACACACAGAGCUCUGACAGCCCGAUGUUGUGGCUGAGGUCGAAUCAGGACCGGGACCAGGACCAGGAACAAGAUCAGGACCAGGACCAGGACCGGGAUCAGCACCAGGAACAGGACCAGGACCGGGACCGGGAUCAGCACCGGGAACAGGACCAGGACCAGGACCAAGACCGAGAUCAGGACCAGGAACAAGAUCAGGACCAGGACCAAGACCGGGAUCAGGACCAGGUUUAGAUGCGGAUCUGUAAACUUGGAUUAAAGAGCAGAUUCAUACUGAAGUGGACUGAGCUGGUUCUGGUUCAGGAUGUCCUCAGAUCUGGCUGUGGCUCUGGUCUUCAGGCUUCUGCUGCCCUUCACUUUGACUGCAGCCUGUGUGUUGCGGUACAAUGGAUUCUCUCUGGUCUACGUCCUGCUGCUGCUGCUGCUGCCGCUGCUGCCGGACCCCUCCCCCACCACAGGCAACACGAGUCGCUGUGUGAUGGUCUUGUGUGUGUCCAGUUUCCUCUUCCUGUUGCUGCAGUCGUUCUUCCAGCUGACGACGGCAACUCUGCAGCCGGAGUACAACUGUACAUCCUGGCAGCAAGCUCUCGGUCAGCUUGGCCUGGUGAGUCUGACAGGAAGUGAUGCAGGAUCUGCUGUGAGACAGUUGUUUCCAGAUGUUGGCGUGUUGAUUGUCAGUUUGUUGACCUGGAGGCUGAUCGUGAGACUGAACGCUGACAUACACACACAGCAUCAGCAGGAGGAGGAGGGGGACUCUGUGCUUGGAGAGGAGGAAGAGGAGGAAGAGGAAGAAGAGGAGGAAGAGGAGGACGGAGGCAGAAACAGGGUUCUGGUUGAACUGGAGUCACUGUUCUGUAAAACCAGGCAGAUGAUUGGAAACAUGACGACGACUGGAGGGAAAAUUCUGCUGACGGUUCUACUGGGCCUGACAGGUAUCAUGUUCCCCUCCCUCUCCUCCCUCCCCUAUCUUCUCUGUUUCCAGCUGUUGUGUACCUGGUGGGCGUGGUCAGGUCAGAUCCCACCCCUCCUCUUCAGGUGUGUGUCUGUGAUGUCACUGCUCUACUCCUCCUCCCACUUCCUGAUCCUCUACUGCUACCAACUGCCCUCAUUGCAGGAGGCGUGGCCUUCCAACCAAACCUCCACCAGUGUGUUUGGCCUGGUGCCCCUGGUGUUGGUGGACUGCGCUGCCCCCUGGAGGCUGCAGAUGAACACGGAGCUCAGCUGGUUUCACUUCAGUAGUCCUCUGAUGAUGCUGCUGCUCUUUCACACUGUAGCCUGUCUGUGGAGGAAGCAGCUGAUCGGUAGAGACGAGCGGCGGGACGUAGAGAGGUUGGUGUCGGCAGGCAGCCAGAGCAGUGACAUCAUAACUGCCACCAGCGACCUGAGUGAUGAGGUCAUCACUGACAUCACAGCAGGGAGGCGGAGAGAGCUGUGGAGGAGGGCUCACGAUCGACCCGAGUGCAGAGACGUGCUGUUAUCCUCAACCAAUGACAGCCCCUCAGACUAUUUUGCCCCGCCCACACAAAGCACUGCCAUGGGAUUGGAUGUUAACUCUGGACCUAACUAUUCUCUCAGCCAAUCAGACACGUUGGAGACCUGUGUUUUUGAAGAUGAUGACUGGGAGGAGGAAGAGGAGGAGCCGAGGCGGGAGGGGGGAGGAGUCAGUGCGGCCUCCGUGGCGUUCAGCUUCCUCCUCAAACAGAGUUACAUCUGUGCCCUGAUCUCCAUGAUGGCCUGGUCCAUCACAUACGUGUCCUGGCUGACCUGUGUCCUGCUGCUGUGGUCAUGUGUCCUCUGGAUGAUGCGAGAGCGUCGUCGCUACACGUUGAUGUCAUCGCCAUGGCUGGUUGCCUAUGGUAACUUGCUGGUCAUCUUGCAGUACAUCUACAGCUUCCCCCCCAUCCAGGAAGUCCCUGGACUGUUCCCAAGGAAGGACGCCCCCUGUAGGGAGCUCGCCUCCAAGUUGUUGUGUCUUCUGACCUUCUGGCUGCUGCUGCGUCAGACACUGACGGAGAGAAGAGACAGACAGACCGAUUCAAACCUGUCUGUCAUCACUGUUCAUGUGGAGGAGGAUCAGAGAGUCUGCUCUCAUGAUCUGCAGAAGAAGGAGGCGGAGUCAUAUGAGGAGCUGCUGCUCCUGGGGGGAGGAGAAGGUGGAGUUCAGAUGGUUGCUGUGGUAACCAGGAUGUUUGUUAAAUACUGGAUCUACGUCUGUGGAACAAUGUUCUUCUUCGUUAGUUUUGAGGGAAAAAUCGUUCUCUACAAAGUGAUCUACAUGGUCAUGUUCCUGUGCUGCGUCGCCCUGUACCAGUUGAACUAUGAACGCUGGCGUGCCUUGCUCAGGGGUUUCUGGGUAGCUGUGGUGGUUUACUCCAUGCUGGUUCUGAUCCUGGUCUACACCUUUCAAUUUCCCUCAUCCCUCCACACCUGGAGUUACUACACUGGACUCAGCACACACAGGCUGGAGGAUUUUGGCUUGGAGAAGUUCUCGGUUCCUGUUCUCUUCACUAGGAUCUUAAUUCCUGCUGCAUUCUUACUGGUGUGUAUUGUUCACCUGCAUUAUUUCCAUGAGCCGUUCCUGCAGCUGACCGACCUGAAGACUGUGGUGGAUACACAUAACAGCACCAUCACCAGGUUGGUCCACUCUGAUGGCAGCCUGGUGGACCUGUCAGUGGGAGGAGUUCCUCAGGGCCUGCUGGAAAAAGAGAAGAGAAGAGGACGGAAGGAGAGACAGGUGGAGACACAAGACAAGUGGAUAAAGGAGGAAGAGGAUGAACAUUACCCCUGCAUGUUUGACAGGGAAUCCCUGUCGGACCAUAUCCCUGGUAAACACUGCAUCGUCACACCUGAGUCCGAGGGGCUGAGUGUGAAACAGGAAGCAGACUUUGGUGUGUCCUCCUCAGUGCUGGUCUCCUGGAGGUUGGUUGUGGAUCGUCUCUCUGUGUUGUUCCUACGCCUCCUCCUCUCCCUGCAGCGCCUGCAGCGCCUCCUCUGGUGGCUUUUGGAAUUACACAUCGUCAAGAUCGUCUCUUCCUACAUCAUCUGGGUCUCUGUGAAGGAGGUGUGUGUGUUUAACCUGCUCUUCGUGCUGUGUGUGGGCGUGGCUCUGCCCUGCAGGGCGUGGCGCCCCCUACUUUCAGUAGUCUGUACAGUCUGGACGUGUGUGGUGACCGUCUGUAAGAUGUUGUACCAACUCAACAUCGUUCAGCCAAUGAGAUACUCGGCCAACUGCACCAUGCCAGAAAACUCCAGCACCGACCUGUCUCAUUCUGCUUUGUACUCCGGUCGUGUUGACCCCGCCCAGUGGGUGGGGCUUCGCAAGACAGACGGAAAACUGCUUGACUACCUGCGGCAUAACCUGAUGAUAUUAGCGCUGUUAGCAUUCGAGGUGACCAUUUACCGACACCAGGAGCUUUACCGCCUCCGCCGUAAAAUAGUCCCGCCCCCCACCAGAACACUGUUUCAUGACAUCACCAGACGUCACCUGGACGACAACGUUCUCAGCUGCAUGAAAUACUUCUUCAACUACUUCUUCUACAAGUUUGGACUGGAGACCUGCUUCCUGUUGGCCGUAAAUGUGAUUGGUCAGCGGAUGGAUCUGUUCGCCGUAGGCCAUGCCUUUGGCCUCAUCACUGUCCUAUCACGUCGCAGCAGGAAGUGCAUUGCCUCAGUGUGGCCCAAAUACUGCUACUUCCUGUCCGGGUUAUUGUGUUUCCAGUACGUACUGUGCAUCGGAUUCCCUCCUGCUGCCUGUCAAGAAUAUCCGUGGAGACGUCCGUUCUCGAACAUGGACUCCAACGUGGUGAAAUGGCUCUUCCUCCCUGAUCACCUGACACCACCAAACCCACUCUUCCUCCUCUACGACUUCCUGCUCCUCCUCGGGGCGUCGCUGCAGCUGCAGGUAUUUGAGGAGGAGCUUCAGUCCUCUGUUCAGAUCCUCGCAGGAGACAACAGCGAGCUGGACGGAGAUGAUGGACAGAUCUGUGAUCUCAUCAGACGACUCCGGCUCAACACAGUCCCUGACUUCAUGUUGUGCAGGUCUUACCUGGACAUGAUGAAGGUGAUCAUCUUCUGCUACAUGUUUUGGUUUGUCCUCACCAUCAUUUUCAUCACCGGGACAACCAGGAUCAGUAUCUUCUGUAUGGGUUACCUGGUGGCCUGUUUCUACUUCCUGUUGGUGGGCGGAGACCUGCUGCUCAAACCAGUCAAAUCCAUUCUGGUGUACUGGGACUGUCUGAUUGGCUACAACGUGUUUGUCAUCACCAUGAAGAAUAUUCUGUCGAUCCUGGCAUGUGGAUUCAUCAAAUCUUUGGUGUGGAAUCAUUGUUGGCUGAUUCAGCUCUUCAGUCUCGCCUGCACCAUCAAAGGAUACACCAAACCGGAGCAGCAGAGCAGUAAACAGUGUGAGUUGCCUAGUGACGAGGCAGGGAUCAUCUGGGAUGGGGUCUGUUUCUGUUUCCUGUUGCUGCAGCGCCGAGUCUUCAGGAGUCACUACUUCCUGUACGUUGUGCUGGACCUGCAAAAUACACAACUACUGGCCUCCAGGGGGGCGGAGCUCUUCGAGGCAUCGACAGUGAAAGCUGUCAGAGCGAGACUGGAGGUGGAGAAGACGUCCAUGGACCUGCUGAAGAGACAGAUGGAGAGAAUCAAGUCCCGACAGCAGAAGUUUCGCAGAGGGAAAGAGAAGAUGUUGAGCUUGACACAGGACAGCUGCCACAUUGACAUCUGUUGUCAUGGUGAAGAAAACAAGAAGGAUCAGCAACAGAAGAACUGGUGGAGACCCUGGGUUAACCACGCCUCCAUGGUGAGGAGUGGUGACUACUACCUGUUUGAGACCGACAGUGAGGAAGAGGAGGAGGAGGAGGAGAAGAUGGUGGAGGAGAAGGAGGAAGAGGCCAAUGAGAAAUCUGCCUUCCAGUUCGUCUACCACGCCUGGAUCACAGACUCCAGAACAGCAAUGAGAGCUCGCAACGACCAAAAGAAACUCUGGGGGAAACGAAGGAGCAGGAAAGAGGAGAAGAAAGGAGCAGCUGGAGGCAUAGAAGUGACGGAGGAGACGGAGGAGGACAGAGAGGAGGGACCAGACACAGUGUUGCAUCGGUUCUCAAACACACUGCGGUUCUGCUGGGUUCUGCUGUCGGCUCUGCUCGACUCUCUGACUGCCUGGCUCAGCGGCUUGUGUCAAGAGCACAUCGACAUCUCCACCGUCCUUCGCAUUGAGCACUGCAUGUUAACACAACAGGCCAAACAGGGGAAUCUGCCCACCAGAGAGGCAAUCAACAUUUACUAUCAGGAGCAGAUGAUGAACACGUCCAGAGAGUCAGGUCUGGACUACAGUACCCAGGAUGCUGAGGGGCAAGCCUCAGCAGUGAGUGGACAGGAGGAGGGAGCGAAUGAAGAGGGAGUAAGUCCUGAUACAGACGAAGAAGGAGCUGCAGGUCGAACAGCAGAGGAGAAACCAAGUGCAGAACCAAUGUCGAGAACAAAUGAUGAGGAAGAUCCAGAUCUGAAACAAGAUCCAGAGCCAGAAUCAGGAUCUGGUCCUGAUCAACCUGAUGAAAUCUUAGGAGCAGCAGACGCUUCAGGAUUAGAACUAGAGACAGUUCCAGAAAAAGAAGUCCCAGAAUGCACGGCGGCUAAAAACAGCCAGAGAUCACGACCCAAACUGUCCAGGAUGGAGAGGGUCCAAUCUCUGUUGUGUCUGUCGGCAUCAGAGGAAGAAGAGCUGAGUCGGACUCACAGUUGUGAAGAUUGGAACCAACAACAUCCUGUUGACACACAGACAACACACACCUUCACCAGCGCCUCCUCCCUCCUCCUCCCGCCCUCCUACAGCCUCGCACUGGGGCUCGACCUCCGAGGGGAGGAGGGAGGGGAGGGGAGGGAGGGUGUACAGAGGAGAAGGGCGGGGGGGGAGGGGCUGUUGGUUCAGACUCCGGGGGAGACUGGUGACUUCCUGUCUGACUCAGCCUCCACUUCCUGUCCUCUAGCAUCGCGCACCCAGGAGCUGACAGCGAGCGAGCUGCUGAGGAACAGGACUUUCUACAAUGAAGAGCUGGAGGCAUCAGACCGUUUCUAUGGAAACCAGCCACAGCUGCUCACGCUGUGCUAUUCCCUCUACAACAUCCUGGCAGCAAGGUCGGAGACUGUGUGUUACCUGGUCAUCGUUCUGAACCACAUGGUGUCAGCCAGCUGUCUGACCUUGGUACUUCCUGUUCUGGUGUUUCUCUGGGCGAUGCUGUCCGUCCCUCGGCCCAGUAAGACUUUCUGGAUGACGGCCAUCAUCUACACCGAGGUUACCAUCGUCAUUAAGUAUUUCUUCCAGUUCGGUUUCUUCCCAUUUAACCAGAAGCUGGAGGUGGACCGGUCCAAACCGUUCCACCCUCCAAACAUCCUGGGAGUGGAGAAGAAGGAAGGCUACGUCUUGUACGACCUGCUGCAGCUGCUCACUCUAUUCUACCACCGAGCGACGCUCAAGUGCCACGGACUCUGGGACCAGACCGUUACCAUGGAUGCUGACGCUCUCGAUCACCACAACAACCAGACUAACUACGCCGACUGUGCCUCCUCCAGCGAUGUGGCCGACCCCGCCAACACACUGCGACGGCGAGGGAGGAGACGAACACACUCCAGCUCCACCCAGCUGCGCUCUCCUGCAGGCAGUGUGAGUUCCAGACCUCAGCAGCCAGGAAAGUUUGAUUUGUUGCUGGAGAAACUCAGAGAAGUUUCCAUCAGAGCCAAACAGUUCUCUGUUAGCAGGUGUUUGUCAGUUUACCGUCCCGUCUGUCAGUUCUUCAGAGCCCUCGUCCAACCAGAGUACAGCGCCGUCACAGACGUCUACGUCCUCAUGUUCCUCGCCGACACCGUUGACUUCAUCAUCAUUGUCUUUGGCUUCUGGGCCUUUGGAAAACACUCAGCAGCUGCUGACAUCACUUCCUCCCUCUCAGAAGAUCAAGUUCCUGAAGCUUUCCUGGUGAUGGUCCUGAUCCAGUUUGGUACCAUGGUGAUAGACAGGGCUCUGUAUUUAAGAAAGACAGUUUUGGGGAAGUUGGUUUUCCAGGUGAUUCUGGUUUUUGGAAUCCACUUCUGGAUGUUUUUCAUCCUGCCGACAGUCACAGAGAGGCGUUUUAAUCAGAACCUGGUGGCUCAGCUCUGGUACUUCGUGAAGUGUGUUUACUUCGGUCUGUCGGCCUAUCAGAUCCGAUCUGGUUACCCAACACGCGUCCUGGGAAACUUCCUGACGAAGAGUCACAACUACCUCAACCUCUUCCUGUUCCAGGGGUUCCGUCUGGUUCCCUUCCUGACAGAGCUGAGGGCGGUGAUGGACUGGGUGUGGACUGACACCACCUUGUCUCUGUCCUCGUGGAUCUGUGUGGAGGACGUCUACGCCCACUGUUUUGUCUUAAAGUGCUGGAGGGAGUCUGAGAAGAGGUACCCUCAGCCUCGCGGUCAGAAGAAGAAGCGGGUGGUGAAGUACGGGAUGGGCGGUCUGAUCGUUCUCCUUCUGAUCUGUAUUGUCUGGUUCCCGCUGCUCUUCAUGUCGCUCAUCAAGUCUGUGGCCGGAGUCGUGAACCGGCCGCUCGACAUCUCUCUGACCAUCACGCUUGGAGGCUUCCAGCCGAUCUUCACGAUGAGUGCGCAGCAGAAUCAGCUCGGAGAUCUGACUGAGGAAGACUUCAGCUCUUUCAUCAGCUCUUACAGUUACACGCCUAGUGCCUUGCAGUUCUUGGAGGCGUACACGCGUGAGGACGUGACAGUGGCGGAGCUGCAGGGCAGCAGCAAUUCUCUGUGGACCAUCAGCCCCCCGAGCAGGACGUACCUAAGUCAGGUGCUCAACCUGGACCACUUCCCCCUCACCGUCUCCUGGACGGUUCAGAGGAACCUGAGUCUGGGGGCGAAGGCGGAGCUUGCGUCAGGUAAACAUGUGACUUACCUGGAUAAUCAGACUCGUCUGGAGCUUAUCGAGCUGCUGAACGGGACCAGGACACUUCCUGUGGUGAUACAGGAAGUGUUUCCAUGUUUUAUCCGAGCUCCCAGCGACUCCAACGCCAAACCCAUCGAACAGCUUUACGCAGAUGAGCACUACAAGGACAUCUUGCUGGCUCUGGAAAGAUCGACCAAUCAGAGUAGAGAAAUCCAGGAGUGGUGGAUCGUCGACCAACCAGCUGCCAGCUUGGUGCCAGUUCAGGGUGGGGCUUUGCUGACUGACAGGAGGGAGGCGGGGCUUCAGCUGUUUGUGUUCAGUGAUAAAGUCAGUCCUCCAAGUCUCGGCUUCUUGGCUGGAUACGGCAUCAUGGGCCUGUACGCGUCGGUCGUCCUGGUGAUCGGGAAGUUCGUCAGAGAGUUCUUCAGUGGGAUCAGUCACUCGAUCAUGUUCGAGGAGCUGCCGUGUGUCGACCGCAUCCUCAAACUGUGCACCGACGUCUUCCUGGUGAGGGAGACAGGUGAGCUGGAGUUGGAGGAGGAGCUUUACGCCAAACUGAUCUUCCUGUAUCGAUCACCAGAGACUCUGAUCAAAUGGACGCGACGCUGACUGAGCUCAACACGUGGUUCCUUCAACGUUCUUUAAAUGUUUCUCAAGGAACCUCCAGGGGGCCUUCUCCAGACAUUCUCCAGACGUUUGCCAGAUGUUCCCCAGACGUUCUCCAGACGUCCUCCAGACACAACUGCAGAGAACAAAGGAAUCAGUCACUUGAAUGGGAACGUUUGUAGAAUGUUGUUUAAGGUUGAUUUGAUGUGAGAGAAGGUUCUGGAAUGUUUCAGGAACAUUACCCGUUUGCUAGGUGACCAAUAAUAGCAGCUAAGAGGCGGAGCUAAGGCUGACAACCGUCUUCUGAAAUCUGAACUGAUCUCAUUAAGAGUCACACAGCAGACAGUGCUAUUGAAAUAUAGUAUUAAGUAUUGAUAAUUGAUUAUGAAUCACUGCAGGGAUAUAUAUAUAUAUAUAUAUCACAUCCUGGAAAACCUGGAAUUAUUUAAUGGGAUUUUCUAGUCAAGGAAAAGUUCUGGAAAACACCAAAAACAACAAGAGACUGAAACUGAUGAAAUAGUUUUACAGGACAUUUUGAGCGACUUUGCGUGAAGGAUCAAUAACAACUCACAGAUGUUUUCACUCUUUCGUCAUGGCGACCCGUCACACCUGUGCUCAGGUGACAGGUGAGUCAGCGUACAUUGUCCCGCCCUCACAGGAAUCAGGGAGCUGUCAAUCAACUCAGUGUGAACACGGCAACAUAUCGAGGAGAAAAAGUAAAAACGGCAACGAAACACUGGAAUGUGAAGCAGUGAAUAUUUACUUCACGUCGCCACCUGGUGACAGGAAACUGGAAUAAUGUGUUUGUGAUGUUACCUGUGAACUUUAGUGAACUUGUAAAAAAAAAUAAAAGACGACAGUGAUGAUGUCACACUAGAGGAAA
Messenger RNA from Scophthalmus maximus (turbot), 9695 nucleotides. Its product is annotated as piezo-type mechanosensitive ion channel component 2. Gene Ontology annotation, cellular component: plasma membrane. The record is from RefSeq and is a predicted model, not a curated record. Gene Ontology annotation, molecular function: mechanosensitive monoatomic ion channel activity; monoatomic cation channel activity. Bases 587 to 8815 code for a protein of 2742 amino acids. Gene Ontology annotation, biological process: cellular response to mechanical stimulus; regulation of membrane potential; detection of mechanical stimulus. The transcript is spliced from 55 exons. NCBI's taxonomy places the organism in Eukaryota, Metazoa, Chordata, Actinopteri, Pleuronectiformes, Scophthalmidae.